AGUGACUCACUGGUUUUGGUAGGAAGUGGCAGAGUGUAUUUUCUUCCUUGACGUCUUUGCCGUGGACAUUUGUGUUUGCAUUUAGUGCGAGGGAGCAGCUUUUACGCUGGAUUGCGUUUGAUUGUUUCUGGAGGGGGACAAUAAUGAUGUUAACGUGUUGGCAAGAGCAAUAACAGGAAGUUUGGACUACUGAAGAGACAUAAUAUGUUGUUUUACCGGAACACAAUAAUAGGUGUAAUUCUUGUUGUUAUUUUGGGACUUCCUGGUUGUUUAUCUUCUGUGUUUUUCUGUGGACGUUGGGAUGCCUCUGCAGAAGAGCAUGCAGAAGAUGGAGCAGAGCUCUUGCACAGAGGAUCGUAUCCAGCAUGUCCUUGAGCGUUGCCUCUGUGACCUCGGUCUCGAUACUCCUGACAAACAACUCUGGAACGCUGGGCUGUGCAUAAACCGCUGGUGUUUGGAGGAACUUGUCAAAAGAGAUGCCCACAACUUCCUCAUCCUUCUACAGAAAAUACUGAGGAAAACAAAAGAGGUGCUAGAGCAGUGUCGGUAUGAACUGGUGGUUCCCCUCACUCUCCUGUUCUCUUCCACCCUUCUAAAAGCUCCUCAUGUGGCUUCAGACUGCAGCGUGCUGCAGGAGGCCUACAUGUUGUUCCAUAGUUUCCUGGCCUGGCCUGAGCCUUGCAGCUCUGCCAGUAAACGUCUGCUGAAACUCAUCCAACAGGAGCUCAGAGCACCAGGUAUUUCAUUUCAAAGAUUGGUAAGGACAGAGCAUGGUGUUUCCCCUGAGGUCCACUCCUCUAAAACCAUAACAGUGCUGUUAGUGUGCCCAGAUGAAGACGUCCCUCCAGAGAUCCAGUCUGUCUCCGAGCAGCUGAGCAGCACCCAGCACUCCAACAGAGACGUCACCAUCAUCCUCCUCCUGCACAGCUUUAAGGCUGCUCUCACCAAACACGGCCUGCAGGGACUCCAGACUGCCUUGCAGGCAAAGCGGCCCGAGGAGCUGGAUCAGCUCAUGGAGGCAGUGACUGACAGCAUGGAGACAGCAGCCUCUACAGCAGACCUCGCCCAAGCUAGACAAGGUCUGCUACACGGCAUGGAGAGGCUCAAAGAAAGCCUUGCUAUCUCUGCUCCUGCUGAUGGAUGCCCGGAUACUGAGGAUGUUGAGACUUUCAUGCUGCCCUUCCCGAAAUGUCACACAUGCACCUGGGAAAACGACAACUUUGAUAUUCUGAAUCACAUUCUCGGAAGCCAGUCAGACCUGGACUCACCUCCAGAUUGUUUCCUCAAAACAGAAAUAGAGGAGGAUUAUAGCAAUGACACCAGUGUGGAUGAGGAGGAUGAACUGGAGGGGAACAAGGCGGACCAUGAGUUUCAGAACCACCGGAUUUCCACUGCGUCCUCUUCCUCGAGGGACUCGAGCUACUCCCUCUCUUCCAGCUGGUCUGCUGUCUCCACGCCGUCUGGCUCAUCAGGUGUGGAAAGUGACUUCAGUGAGGACACAACACAAGAGGACACAGAGGAAGGACAACAUGGCCAACCAAAGCUUAGAAAGAAACCCAAAAAGAAGUCCAGAUCCCUCUUGGGCGUGGAGCGCUUCUCCAUGCUUUUUAAGAGUCCCGGCAGCCCGAGCAUAUGCCGCCGUGCCCAGAGUAUGGGCUACCGUAGUGAUUUUACCAAAGACUUUCAUAGACCUGCAUUGCAGCUCAAACACUCCAGGUCCCUGUCCAAAAAAGUUAAUCCAAUGCAUGCAUCCACUGCUGUCCUGGAUCCUCUUUCCCCCCGGAAGCAUAUGUGUGUCCUCAGGAGGCCGAUCCUGAGCUGUGACGAAGGCGAUGUGGCAGAGGUGCCCACCCUGGUCAAAGUGGUGGUAUUUGGAGGUGACAGGGAGGCUGGCAGGCUGGCCAGAGCAUACAAUGACCUGCAGCAGAAAGAGAGUAAAUGUCCCAGACUCACCAAGACUUGCAAACUGCAGUUUUACUUUGUUCCCAGCAGAAGGAAAACAACAGGAAGUGCAGGAGGAGGACACACACCGACUGAAGGGCAGACAGGAAGUAUAACCAAAGCUGCUGCCUCUGUGGAGUCUAAUGGCAGUCUACUGGAAGACAGUACAACUGAUAUAGCCCAGAUGUUGGGUACGAUAGAUCCCUGGUACGAGAGGAACGUCCUCAGUCUGCUCAGCCUGUCCUCUGACGUCCUUUGUCAGACUGCCUGUAAGGAAGGCGAUGUGUCAGAGACCAGUGGCAGCAUGGACAGACUUCCUCUGCUGGCUGACUUGGUGCUUUAUUACUGUAGACAUGCAGACCAACCUGUUCUGGUGCAGCUCUACCAGGCUGAGCUUACCCUGGCGGGAGGAGAGAAGAGAAGGGAAGUGUUUAUUCACUCUCUGGAGCUCGGACACACUGCUGGAACCAGAGCUGUUAAGGCCAUGGGUGCUGCCAGUAAGAGGUUUGGAAUUGAUGAAGAACGGGAGGCUGUCCCUUUAACACUAAGUGUUGCCUAUAACAAGGUGGCCGUUAGUGGGAGGAGUCAGUGGAUCCAGACGGAGAUGGUUUGCACAUCAAUAAAUCUUUACAAAGCCUGCAGGAAACCUGAGCAGUUAGAUACAAAAAUAGAAAGUCUUCAGCUGACAAUGACAGAAGUCCUGAAGAGGCAGUGUUCCAAGUCUAAAAAGGGCUACAACCAGCACAUCUCCAUAUCCGAGGUGAAGGUGGACAGGGUGCAGGUGAACGGUGGAGACGAUGGGACAACGUUUGCUGUGUGUCUGGAUCAGGAUGAGAAGAAGUUCAUCCAAAGUGUCACCAGGUGUGAGGUGUCUGUGUGCUGUAAACCAGGAAGCAGUUCAGACUGGAGGUCCUACAAGCCCUUACCUGGCCAAGUCCAGCCUCUGCACCCGUCCUACUGCUCUCUGCUCUGCCUUCCCAUCACCUCUUUCUCUGCCUCAUAUCCCUGACAUACUGUUUACUACUAAACAAAUCCAUGGAGGUGAUUUACACAAGGAGGCUUAAACCAAAGCAACAUGGGAUGCAGAAGAUACUAAAUAGAUUGUCAAAAUGAAAGCAAAGAACAGUACUAAUAAAAAGAGUGACUCACAUAGAUUUCAGGUUUAUCCAGUAGCUGAUGUCAAGGUGUGUCACUUUGUUAUUAGGAGUUCUUACUUUUGAGCCUCCAGUUUUUUUUUCCCCUGAUCACAUCUUUGAUUGCUGCAGUCACUGGAUGAGAUGGUUUUAGCAAUGCUCGGUGGGCUCUUGAAUACAUUUUGGAGAAACACAGUUUUACCAGUGAACUUGCACUGCUGAAAUAUGCACAAGAAUGUCUAUUAAUUGCUGUUGUUGGUGUUCUUGUUUGGAGGAUUUCACAGGGUCUUAAAGGGAUGUUACUUGUCAGUCAAUAAUCCGCUGUCAGAAGCAUAAAACUGAUUACUUGAUUACUAUUGUGUACGGUCUGUUGAUCCAUGACAGAGUAAAUCCUUUUUGUUUUAAAGAAAUGCAUAAUAAAAUAAGCUAUUUAUUUUUAUUUUUCAAAAAUUACAUUUAAUUAUGUUUUUGUAUGUUACACAAUUGCAAUAAAAUCAUCAUUCAGUCA
Molecule: messenger RNA, 3582 nt
Organism: Dicentrarchus labrax (European seabass)
Lineage: Eukaryota; Metazoa; Chordata; Actinopteri; Moronidae
Product: phosphoinositide 3-kinase regulatory subunit 5
Exons: 17
Coding region: 302-2950 (882 amino acids)
Biological process (GO): G protein-coupled receptor signaling pathway; positive regulation of MAP kinase activity
Cellular component (GO): phosphatidylinositol 3-kinase complex, class IB
Molecular function (GO): 1-phosphatidylinositol-3-kinase regulator activity
Source: RefSeq, a predicted model, not a curated record